Molecule: messenger RNA, 1902 nt
Organism: Serendipita indica DSM 11827
Lineage: Eukaryota; Fungi; Basidiomycota; Agaricomycetes; Sebacinales; Serendipitaceae
Source: the annotation of a GenBank genome assembly
AUGCAGCUCUCCUCCGCCAACGGCACGGCGCGUGACCUUUUCAAUGGAUUUCUGCGACUGCCCAUCACGAGGCGGCUCGCGAUCAUCGCAGUCUUUUUAGUCGCGUUUCUGUUCAUGCUCACGCUCCACUCUGGACCUCAAGCUCCCCCGCUGGAUUUGGACCGCCCGUAUUUGGCGCAGAAGCCCGAUCUACAACUGGACCGUGAUCCGAGCCAAUGGAGUCAGCGAAGAGAGACUGUACGAGAAGCAUUCCAGCAUGCGUAUGGAGCAUACGAAAGAUAUGCGUUUGGCAGGGAUGAACUGAAACCAUUGAGCAACCGAACCCAGAACAAUCUGAACGGUUGGGGUCUGACUAUCGUUGAUUCGUUGGACACUAUGCUUCUCAUGGGCUUUGACAAAGAGUUUGAACGUGGGGUUGAGUUUGUGGAGAAACUCAAUAUGAGCAAGAAUACGCACAGAAUUGGAUUCUUCGAGACGGGUAUUCGUUAUCUCGGCGGAUUUCUCAGCGCAUACUAUCUCGCGAACAAGUCUUCAACGCCCUCCCACCGCGAGAAAUAUGCACCUAUUCUCCUGCAAAAAGCGGAUGAGCUAGGAGAGAUCCUGGUCUCCGCCUUUAACACCCCAUCGGGGUUGCCGGUGACGAGCAUACGGAUAGAAGAUAGCUCCGUUGUGCUUGGCAAUUCGAAUGGUGAUACCUAUCUGGCAGAAAUGGCGUCCUGCCAGAUGGAGUUUAAGUAUCUUGCACAUCUCAAGAAGGAAAGCGACUAUUUUCUCAAGAGUGACAAGGUUAUGGACCACAUGGAAUCCGAACAAGGCCAAACGCAAGAGCGAAUGAUGGGCAAGGAUGAAACUGGGAAAUGGGUCGAGAAAGUCUCGACCACGGAAAAGACUGGGCUUUGGGUGACCAGAUGGAGUGUGACCAGCGGAAAGAUGACUGGCACGAGUGUCUCGGCCGGGGCUAUGGCCGACUCUGCGUUUGAGUAUCUCCUCAAACAAUACCUGCUCAGUGGUCGCUCAGAGAAGCGACUACUAACUAUGUACCUUGACGCAAUGGACGGCAUCUUUAACCAUCUCCUCUAUUUAUCAACUGAGAGGAACCUACUCUACGUGACAGAUCUUGGCAACUGGGCAAAUCCCUCUGGAAACAUGGAGCACUUGUCCUGCUACCUUCCUGGCGUUCUGGCUCUUGGUGCCAAGGUGUUACAUCCCGAUUACCCAUGGCCAGACCAGCGAUCUUCGCGUAUCAUGUCUCGUUCACCUGUGCCGCCAAGGAACUUGAAGGCCAAGCUCGACAUUCACAUGCGGGUGGCAGUCGGUCUUGCAUAUACGUGUUGGAAAAUGUAUGACGACACGGAAACCGGUGUUGGGCCAGAAAAUCUGCACUUCUAUGCACCUCCUAAGAAGAAUGGUACGCUCACGCGGGAUCAGUAUGAUCCUGUUAGAUGGGGACCAAAAUUGGCAUCGUGGGAGAGGAGUGGACGUGUUGGUCCCCUUGUUGGAACGGAAAGGUGGCCUACGGCCAAACCGAAGCAUCAAGAGACCGCCCCUCGGGACCAACGGUAUCUUCUCCGACCCGAGGCUCUAGAAGCAAUGUAUUUGCUGUGGAAGACCACAGGGGACCCGGUUUGGAGAGAGCGAGGGUGGAAGAUGUUCGAGAGCAUCAACAAGUGGACUCGUCGUGACAAUGGAUACUCGAGCAUCUAUUAUGUCAAUUCCGACGAGCCACAUCCCGUUGACGAUAUGCCGAGCUUCUUCCUGGCGGAGACACUCAAGUAUGCCUGGCUAAACACUCUUGAUUACGAUCCACUACCUCUGGACCGAAUCGUCUUCAACACGGAGGCGCACCCCCUCCCCAUCUUCCAAUGGACGCCAGAAGAGAUAAAGAUGUAUAAUAUCCACUAA